AUGCUCUUGCCGGUGCUCCCGAUUCCCUUUUUCACUUCGCGUCGGCGCCCUCACAAACUCGAACAGAUAUUGAGAGCAAGAAAGAUAUCACCUUCCCAUUAUCUCGCCUUCGCCGUGUUGCGAAAACGCACCCACGUCGGAGCUCUACGGGGAGGGAGCCAGGACAAUGGGCCUAGGAGCAACGGCGGCCUUCCAUUCUCGCGGACUCUGAGGUCGAAUACAGGUUCCCGCUGGGGUGUUUUGCUCCCCGUAGCCAUCGCCAUCCCAAUCGCUACCAGCCGACCAUCUUCAGACUUUCGCCCAUCUUCCGGCCCAAGCUGCGAAUGCGACUACAUUCUGCUAAUCAUCGGUAGAGUGACCACAAGUGGUGAGUCCAUCCUCCACAAAGUGGGCAAGGCGCAAGCCGUUUCUUUGCGUCACCCUCCCACUCGUGAUCAGGCCUUGUACUUGUAUUCGUGGUCCAUCUUCUCCGAAAUUCCUAAUUUUCGCAUCUCGCAGAAAACAACAAACCCUCUGCGAAAAACCAACCACUUUGCGACCGCCAAUAGACAUUUCUCAACGACAACCGAUACCCCACACCAAUAUCAAGAAGCCCGGUGGAUCGCGACCAAGCCAGCUUACCCACGAGAGCUUGCCCAGAUCAUGGACUCCAAUGGGGUCAGGAGGAGGGACACCACAAAGGGCCCUCCCCUACGCAUUCUGUCUCUAGGUAAGCAAAGUGAAGCAGACCGGCCACUUUCGCGACACCCAAAUCGCGCGCAAACCCCACGAAACUGGCCCGGAAGCGCUCAUGCUAACAUGCCUAUGACAGAUGGCGGAGGAGUCCGUGGUUACUCCAUGUUUAUCAUUCUCCAAGAACUCAUGCACCGUACCUUUGUCGAGAUCGAGGGGAGAGCCCCGCGGCGAAACGAAAUCCCUCGGCCUUGCGAUCAUUUCGACCUCAUCGUAGGAACCGGUACCGGCGGUCUUAUAGCCCUGAUGCUCGGUCGACUGCGCCUUGAUCUAGAGCAGUGCAAGGAACUUUACGUUAGGUUGACGCGCAUGGUCUUCGAAACCGACAAAACUAUUGCCGGCAUUCCCUACCGCUCGACCCUCUUCAAGGCCUCCAAGCUUGAGGAGGCUAUCAAGGAGGCUGUGAGGGAGCACACAGUGUAUCAAAAAGAGGGCAAUGACGGCACCGAGAACGAUGUUCUCAGCCCUCUCAGCGGCUACAACACCUCAAAUCCCCGGAGGCAUGCAAGCAACGCCAGCACUGUCAGCUUCAGCGCACGUAGCCCCCAGGCUCAGAUGGCACGCCCUGCCUUCAACUCGCGGUACGGUGACCCAAACGCGAGACUUUACGACGCAAGGGAGAACAGGACUAAAACCGCCGUCUUGGCAAUGUACAAAGGUUCCCGCAAGGGCAACCCCGCCGCCGUACUGCGAUCCUACGAUUCAAGAAGAGAGCCUCCGCCAGAGUUCGACUGCAAGAUCUGGCAGGCUGGACGAGCGACAUGUGCGAUCGGCCUAGCCUUCAAGCCCAUUCAAAUCGGGCAGUCCGUUUUUCACGAUGACGGUGGCGGCACCUUCAACCCUUCUCCCGAGGCUCUUGACGAAGCCGUAGUCAACGAAUGGCCGGGUCGCGAAGUCGGCGUGUUUCUCAGCGUUGGUACCGGCAGACGGCCCAAAGGAAGUGAUGCAAACUCCCAGAUGUGGUACGAAGGUUUCCUGGGAGAGUUUGCGGAAGCUCGCCGGAAGCUUAUCUCCAAGAUUGAGGGAUGUGAGGCUAUCCACGAGCAAAUGAGGAAAGAGCACUUAUUGAAGCGGAACGUCAACGUCGAAAACUACUACCGUCUUAAUGUGGAGGUUGGCGUCGGCGAGUUUGGUAUGAACGAAUGGCAUCGCCUGGCCGAAAUCAGCACGAGCACACGGCAAUACCUGAGGCGAGAGGUCGAGCAGAAAAUGAUUCAAGGUGCUUCUGCGAAGAUGGCCAAGAUUCACAAAGCGAACAUUCGGUUCUCACGCCUACCAGAAGUCCCUGAACUGGUCAAGUCAAAUUCGGAGACGACUGAGCCAAUGUCGUUUGCGGUAGAAUUGCCAGCCGAGAUUCCUACAUCGUGGCCGCCACACAACACACCGCCCAGCCGUCAGUCUUACGAAUCUGGCUCUGAGCACUUGCACAUUCCCUCACCAAUGAGUCCUUCACCAAGAAGUUCCGGCGAACGGCUGCAACCAUCGUCGUCACCACGGCCCGAGCAACGGCCCCUACCCCCGGCGAAGGACGAUGAGAUUGAUAGACUUGUUGUCACUGCGCCCACCCCAGCGCAGUAUCGCUACGCAGCAGGCGCUGAUAAGAUUGCUAUCAUGAGCCCGGAUGAACAUCCACGAUGGCAGAACCAGCCUUACAGUAACGGUCCGGUCCAGCAGUCACAACAGCCACAGCGUAUUCCACCACCGCUGCCUCCCAAGACACCACUCCCGGAACAUCAGGCAGCCGGAGGCCGUCGUCCUGUUGGCUCGUCGCCCCUACCCUAUCCAGUGGAUGACGAGCCUCCACCAGUGAAUAUGGCUAGAAAACCGGAUUACCGCGGGAGUAAUACCAUCAGGGAAGUGGAUAUCAUGCUGGUUUAUGAGGCUCUGUUUCUUCAAGAGCACACAGCAAAAGGGAGUUCUCUUCGGAAAACGAAUCAGGUUUUGGGGGGUUUUAGGUCAGAUACCAUUCCAACGCAUGCGAUUCUACUGGCCAUGUGCAGUGUGCCUACUAGUUUCUCAGUGCAGCAAAGCAGCGACUACUUCCAAGCCCGGGACCUUCCCGCUUUCCGGGCGGUGGCGAGAACCCGAGAACUCGGUCGGCUAGUGGGUCACUACGUCACGGCGGAUCACCUCGAUUCGUUUUUGGUAUAUUGGAACUUCAAUUCUGUUGGAAAUUUCGCUGCGGACUCUGACAGACCAAAAGCUCAAUAUUUGGGCUCGAGAAUGAAGCUACAGCCCCAACGAGGCUUUUUCCAGGCUCGCCGCCCGUGGCGCCGUACCGACAUUGUCAAAGCGAAUGGCACCUCGCUGAAUAACGGAGCUGAGCAGUUCGUUCCUUUGGCGACGUCGAUUAAGUUUGAGGUCUCUCAAUCCAUGAGAUUGGGCAGAAGCUACGCAUCGUGGGCUCCUUCAGCUCGCACUUGCUUGAUUGCGGCUGCAUCGUUUCGUCACAAUGUGGGCGUCACAUUCCCCAGCAUGGAGAAGGCUUCCGCGUAUUCCAACUCGGGCUUCGCCGAAAGCGGGCCGUUGGAAAGACUGUCUGAGCCUAUCGCUCUGUUUCGCCGGCUAAUUCCAUCCUCGAACUUGACGUCACAAUGCCGCAUCGACUCCAUCUCCCAAGUGCGAUGGGGCUUGUGCUUCAUGAUUUACGCCGUUUCUGAACAUCUAUCGCAAUUAUUGAACGCGGUCAAGAGAUAUUCGCGGCAGCGAUGGGAAGUACCGGAUCUCACCAGGCUCGAUCCGAUGUGUCGACAUCGAUACAUCAGCUGUCUCCCACGGAAAUUCCAUGGAACCGACUGGCCCAUCGAGCACAACCUCGAACCAUCAAGAUACCGCUUCCUGGGUUUGGGCUUUCGCACUAGCGAGGAAGCUAGUGCACAUCAACCAAACCCCAAGAAAGAAACAGAGGGCUGGUUUGUGGCUUUUCCUCAGCCCAGCUCGAUCCACGGAAGCUAUCCUCAUGACGCUAGACCAAAUGUGUCAAAACCCGACGAGCUGCAGCUCAGACAAAGCCUCCUUUCUCACUUGAUCUGGCUUCGACAAUGUCCUAUUGCUCUUUUCUCCGAUUUGUUUAUAAGUCAGCCUUACCAGAAACAUUUCAACCAGAUUCUCGGGUCCAAAGUCACGUCAUGUUCGAUACCGCGUCGCCGCCGCCGAUCUGCAGGAAAGGGGGGAGCAGUAGCAGCAGAAGCAGCCGCCGCCUCCGCCGCCUUCGUGCCAUUUUCAGACGAUGUCCGAAGGCUCGCAGCAGCAGCGGGCGUCACGGAACGCAGCACGCGCCGAGAGGACGACAACGUCCUGCGGGGAGUGCAGACGGAGGAAGCAGAAGGCACUGUGACCAAGGUCAGCCAUGUAGCAAUUGCCUCCGUCGUUUUCCUCAACCAAUAUGCGAGUACCGCGUGGGCAAGUAAGUCUGAAGUUCCGCCCUCGUCCCCGUUCCCUCCUUCGCAUACCGGGAACUUCUACCUUCUUGACACCAGCAAGGGCGGGAGGUCGUGGUCCCCUUCUUUCAACACUACCAGGAGUAAGCUCUCCCCUGAUACAAGCGUCUCAGUCAACAAGACCGCUCGGGAGUCCUUCUAUCGCUGGUUGGGCUGCUCAGAACCGGCAACAUACCAAUCUACGCUUAGAGUACAACGAUCAGAGGCAGAGCUCCUCAACAGCGAUACAGAAUGUCUUCCACCGUCAGUCUCGUGGCUUCCAUUAGCCAACCCCGAUCGUAGUAUACUAGAUGUCGAUAUCUUCCAAGCAUCGCAGCAAGUCUUGUCACAUCGACUAGCAGUCCCAAAGUUGAUUUUCGACAACUUUGAAACAGCCCAUAACGACGACGACACUCCGCAGCAUGGACAGAGUCCUGGAUCUUGGUCACAUCCAGCAGAGUCUAGGGUACAAUUCCCGGAGCGACCAGCCAGCGGUAUAGACGAGCAAAUAGCACUUUUACCUGUGGACCAGAGCCCCUUGAACAAGAAGUUACUUAGACUGUACAUCGCAGUUCUCUCCCGUUUCAAAGCCUCUAUCAACGGCGACCCGAGCCCCAACAAUCCUUUUAUACGUCAUUACUCCCCCUUCUGCCUUCAAGAUCCCCUAGUGAUGCGGAUCAUUCUCUAUACCUCAGCCUGCUUCCUCCACGAGACUGGGGAUGUACGGACAGAUGUCCUGCGGACUUACAAAGGCCAAGCCAUCGCUAUGCUCAACGAAAACCUGACCACGGACAGCAGUAAGAGCAUGGUGCCAAACACCACCGCGCUGACCGCAACAGACGCAAACAGUUUAACCACACCGGUAAUUCAAAAGCCCGGAGAUGCGGCCAUCGCCGGCGUCAUUCAGCUCACCGUGGCUGAAUGGUACUGGGGCGAAUCAGAACAGGACCUAAGGUACCACCUCAUGGGCUUGCGAGAUAUGAUCAGAGUGCGCGGCGGCUUCAAUCAGCUCGGCAUGGACGGCCUCUUGGCGAAAAAUGCUAUCGUGUGCGUAAACCUUUUCUGUUGUUCUGAUUUCUACAUGUUCUCUGGAUUGACCUUGUUGAGUCUUUUGAUUAUACCUUUGACGGUUGAUAUCUGCCUUUGUCGUGUACUCAUGAUUGCUACUCAUUUAUUCGCUCACGAUGUCUCCAUAUCCCUCGCCCACGAAAACAGCCCACUGCUACUGACUCUGUCGCCUUCGGACGACGACCGUAAAGGCGGAGGAAGCGGAUGCAAAGGGUCGACGGGUCCAGCGACAUCAGGAGGAGCGGCAAAUUCAGCACGUCGGGUCUUGGCGAAACCGUACGCCUUCGUCGACCCUAUAAAGGACGUCCCCCUCCGCAUGGCGAAUCUAUCGCCCAUGGUGACACAUCUACCGUGCAGCGGAUCACUCCCGUCUUUCUCCGAUUGCGCCACGAGUCUGCGCAUCCACCCGGCGACGGCCUCGAUACUCGACAAUGUGAAGUACCUUCUAAGCGUCGUCGACGCGAUAUAUGAUGAAUCGACGACAUCAGCAACGACAAAACCAGCCUCGCUGAAGGCCCAAGCGAUGGGGAAGUACAUGUAUGACCAUAUCAGCAGUCUUCACUCAACCAUACCUGGACAUCGCCAAAGUCUGUCCUCAGAUCCCCCGACUCGAACGAAUUCGCCACCAACAAGCAAUUAUUCCGCCGCGUUCGAUAGAGAAUCCAUACGGAGUGAGAGUGUGCCCAGCACAGGUACGGCCGCCGGACCUGGCUCCGUUGGGCCGGGCCGAUCACCUUCGGGCCCGAAUUCCGACUCCACGACAUCCGAAUGGUCGUCAACCAAGUCACAUACCCGAGACGCUAGCGAUUCUCCGACGAGUCCUCGAUCCGCAUACCACCACCAGCAGAGUCCGGACUUCAUGUACCAGGUUAUCCGAAUGACAGCGUUACUCUACACGCGGGCCGUCAUGACCCGGACGCCGCUGAGCGGGACAUGCACGGAAUCAGAAUUUCUGCAGAUCUGGACGACGACAUGGCGUGUACCCCUGUCGACAUGGAACGACACGGUGGGCAUAUUUCACUGGAUAAUGCUGGCUAUCGCGCCGGCAUGCCACCGGACGCCGCAUGCGCGCUUUGUGAAAAAUAUGUUGACGAUUAGCACCCUCACGCUCGGAGUGGAAAACUGGGCAAUGGCUAUGGGUGCCGCGUCGACCGGCAUGCGGCUGCAGCAUUGGCUCGAGGGCCAAGACAUGGGAGAGCAGGAGGAGAGGGAGGAGGAGAGGAGGAGAGGGAUGGAGCGGCAUCCAGCAAGAGGAGGACGGCGCUCCGGGCGCGAAGAGCGAGACUCCUCCUCUGUAGUGGAGAGUCCCCGUUCCCGCAAAGUCAUGGAUAUUGCUGGACACGUCGGUCCACGGCCGCAUAUUGCAGGACGGGGCCACUGGCAAAAGCAGAUUACUGCGUUCUGCGUCGAGAAUGACCAAGCCUGCAAUUCUCGGGCCAUCCAUUUCUGGGAUUUGCAAGACUUCAACUUGCCACGAGGUGAUGAAGAAGGCGACGCUGCCGGCGGCAACACCGUAGCGCAGCGGUCUCUUCUCAGGGGUCAGCUUGCUGCUGGGAGCUACUGCAUAAAGGGUACAUGGGAGGUGAUUUUUGGCAUCACGACAAUUGUGCAAGAAACAGCAACUUCGUACCCGGGCCAUAACGUCGUCAUUUCCAAAUGCCCAUCAAUAAUCCCUACGAUCCGACUUCCGAAAUUACUCCUGGGGAAAGCGCUUGCACCUUCCGCUGGCAAAGUUCGACGAAAGACCAGGAUUAAGACGCGCGAGCAUCGAGAGGGUGGGAACGAGGGAGGUCCCCUCCUCUUGCUGCUCCUCUCCCCCAUAGCAGGGUGUGUAUUGUGUUCCAGUUUGCGGAACCGUCCCAGCAGCGGGCGCCCAGCAGACUAUUUCUUUCCUGACACUCUUGUGGUUGAUACAACGCUGCCCACGUUUUUGACGGCAACAUUCGCAGAGAAGUGCGAUGCCGGGCGGUUGUCCGUUCACUUUGCCGGAAGCCACGUGGACGUGCCAGAAGCUGCACUGAAGAACCCUAAACCCGAGGUUGCCUACCUGCGUCUGAAGUGGUAUCGAACGGAAGAAUGGAUGGCAAACUCCAGUUCAACCACGGAUAUCACAAGCCCCGUAUGCGGAAGUGAGACACGCAUCCUCCGUCUGACUGGCGGAUUCGGGACGGUGGUUGGCAACGGCUGGGCUGGGCUGGGUCCUUCUGACGGUUGGAUGCUGAAGUGGAACCGUUCUAGCGGAAUUACCGCACUCGCAGUUCUGUUUCCUCUUCCGUCGUCCGGAGGUGACGUCAAAACUCUGAAGCCGAAAAAGAGUUCAGGAGAUAUCCGCAGGAGACAGCCUAGAGGCAUUGGCGGUGUCGAUCCCGAACGAGAGCCCGAGUUCGAUUUGACGCAUAUGGGAGCUUCAACAACGGGAAAACAGCAAGAGGAGCUGUACUGCGUCAGGUGGUGUAUGCAAUGCGAUGUCCCACGAGCAAGGAAGAGCAAAGUGAAGGAAGUGGUUCCUCACGGAUAUGGUGGUGCGGGAGAGACUGAGAAAGAAGAGUUGUCGCAAUGUAUCCGUACACUGGAGAACACAGGUACAGACAUUGCAUCCGGUACCUUGCAAUGUCCAACGUUGGUCGAAGGGGAACAGGCCGUGUUCACUUUGUUCGAAGCCCAGUCCCGGACGUAG
Molecule: messenger RNA, 7896 nt
Organism: Colletotrichum lupini
Lineage: Eukaryota; Fungi; Ascomycota; Sordariomycetes; Glomerellales; Glomerellaceae
Product: patatin-like phospholipase
Exons: 36
Coding region: 1-7896 (2631 amino acids)
Biological process (GO): arachidonate metabolic process
Cellular component (GO): membrane
Source: RefSeq, a predicted model, not a curated record